Messenger RNA from Pocillopora verrucosa, 1730 nucleotides. Its product is annotated as aminomethyltransferase, mitochondrial. Lineage: Eukaryota; Metazoa; Cnidaria; Anthozoa; Scleractinia; Pocilloporidae. Gene Ontology annotation, biological process: glycine catabolic process. Gene Ontology annotation, cellular component: mitochondrion. The record is from RefSeq and is a predicted model, not a curated record. Gene Ontology annotation, molecular function: aminomethyltransferase activity; protein binding.
ACCUACGGAGAGGAGGUUAUUUUUCUUCGUCGAUCUGAGGAUAUUUUGGUAGACAUAUUGAGAAUCUUGGAAAAUGAGUGCUAUUUUCCGAUUAUCUACAAGUAGGUUUCUUUGUAAAGCCUGCAGAAGGAAUACUCGGCUUCCGAUGUCCAGCGCGCUAACGAAGACUUCGCAUGGUUCUCGGGCGUUUGCAACAGAUUCUGAGGAGAAUUUGAGAAAAACACCUUUGUAUGAUUUCCAUUUGGAGCUUGGUGGAAAGAUGGUCCCUUUCUGCGGUUGGUCAAUGCCAGUGCAAUAUAAAGAUGGUGUACUACCUUCACAUUUACACACUCGGCAACAUGCCUCUCUGUUUGAUGUAUCCCACAUGUUGCAAUUUAAAGUGCAUGGAAGUGACAGAAUUAAAUUUUUGGAAAGCCUGGUAGUUGCAGAUAUUGCAGGACUUGCAGAUUACACAGGGACUCUUUCUCUGUUUACCACAGAAGAUGGUGGGAUUAUUGAUGACUUGAUUAUAAACAAAACACCUGAACAUUUGUAUGUAGUGUCCAAUGCAGGGUGUGCAGAUAAAGUUUUGGAGCAUCUUCAGGAUAGACUGAAGGCAGUGAGCAAUGAUUUGGAUGUUGCGCUUGAAAUUCUUGAGGACAAAGCACUUGUUGCAUUACAAGGACCUCAAGCUGCCAAAGUUCUUCAAAGUGGUGUGCAAAGUGAUCUUAGUAAAAUGUUUUUCAUGCACGGUGGCGUAGUGGAAGCGUUUGGGAUCAAAGAUGUACGAGUUACGCGUUGUGGCUACACGGGAGAGGAUGGGUUUGAGCUGUCAGUGGACAAGGAGAGAGCUGUUGAUUUGACGAAAGCAUUAUUAGAAAGCAAAGAGGCAGAUGUUAAGCCAGCAGGCCUGGGGCCGAGGGACAGUCUGAGACUAGAAGCUGGGCUUUGUCUCUAUGGAAACGACAUUGAUGAAAACACCACGCCUGUUGAAGCUGUUCUUGUGUGGACAAUUGGGAAAAGACGACGUGCCCAAGCAGACUUUCCAGGAGCGGAAAUAAUCCUCAGACAGAUUAAAGAGAAGACCAAGAGGAAGAGAGUAGGGCUUGUGUCGAAAGGCCCUCCUGCGAGAGCGGGGGCAAAUAUUUUAGAUGCUGAUGGUAACAAAGUAGGUCACGUGACAAGCGGUUGUCCAUCACCGUGCCUGAAGCAGAACAUUGCAAUGGCUUACGUACCAACAGCGUUAUCCAAACCAGGGACAGCAUUACAUUUAGAGGUGUACAAGAAGAGGAUUGACGCUCAAGUUGUAAAGAUGCCUUUUUUGCCAACAAACUACUACUUUGGGAAAUGAAUAUGAAGAUGAAUGAUUUUAGAAUUAAGGCCUGAAACGAAAUGAGAAACUGAAAUAUCUAGCGUGACUUUCAAGUAGGAAUACUUUUUGAAAUUGACUACAUUUUAAAAUGCUCUGUGAAACCUAUCGAAGAUAAUUUAUUUAUUGAUUAGUUUAUAGAGGUUUUUUAACGAUUUCGUACCUAUGGAUUGAAGAUUGAAGAUUAAAGCACAACUCUACCAUUCAAAUAUUCUUAUAUAUCAAAUGUAAGACAGUUUUUAAGAUAUAAAUGUUAAAUAUCAUUACGUGUCGUUUUCAUAGUUGUGAAAGGCAUAUAAGGCAGUUGGGAGGCAUAUAAGUCUAUUUUGUAAAGAAAAAGAUUAUUUUGCUAAAGAAAGGUUUGAAUGACAACAAACAAAGA